GGCGGAGCCCGGAUGAAGUGUAACGCCAUUACCGCCAGAGCCGCCGAGAGCCGUAGCGGACGCGCAGUGGACGCUGACCGGCCGCACCAUGAGACUCCUCCCCCGCCUGCUGCUGCUGUUCCUGCUGGCCUUCCCCGCCGCCGUGCUGCUCCGCGGAGGCCCGGGAGGGUCAUUAGCAGUGGCUCAAGAUAUUGCAGAAGAUGAAGAAACAGUGGAAGAUUCAAUAAUUGAAGAUGAAGACGAUGAAGCUGAAGUAGAAGAAGACGAACCCACAGAUUUGGCAGAAGAUAAAGAAGAAGAAGAUGUGUCUGGUGAACCAGAAGCUUCACCGAGUGCAGACACAACUAUCUUAUUUGUAAAAGGAGAAGAUUUUCCAGCAAACAACAUCGUGAAGUUCCUGGUAGGCUUUACGAACAAGGGGACAGAAGAUUUUAUUGUUGAAUCGCUAGACGCCUCAUUUCGUUACCCUCAGGACUACCAGUUUUACAUCCAGAAUUUCACAGCUCUUCCUCUGAACACCAUAGUGCCACCCCAGAGACAGGCGACUUUUGAAUAUUCCUUCAUUCCUGCAGAACCCAUGGGGGGACGGCCUUUUGGUCUGGUCAUCAAUCUGAACUACAAAGAUUUGAAUGGCAAUGUAUUCCAAGAUGCUGUUUUCAAUCAGACAGUUACAGUUAUUGAAAGAGAGGACGGGCUAGAUGGAGAAACAAUUUUUAUGUAUAUGUUCCUUGCUGGUCUUGGGCUUCUAGUUGUUGUCGGCCUUCAUCAACUCCUGGAAUCUAGAAAGCGCAAGAGACCUAUACAGAAAGUAGAAAUGGGUACAUCGAGUCAAAAUGAUGUUGACAUGAGUUGGAUUCCUCAGGAAACUUUGAAUCAGAUCAAUAAAGCUUCUCCAAGAAGGCUGCCCAGGAAGCGGGCACAGAAGAGAUCAGUGGGAUCUGAUGAGCGCAGAAAGAAGGACGCACACUGAGGGAACCCUGCAGCUCGGCCAUCCUCCUGUCUCAGGUGCAUGACGUGCCUGCCUCAACUGCUUCCGGAAGUUUGCCUAGACCGGUGGUCCCCGGAUGUCUUCUCUGCACCGACUUGCUGUUUGUGAGAUUUAGGACAGCACCAGCUGCUCAGCUGAACCCUCUCUGGCGUCGCCGCUGGGAAUGGCUGUCACCAGGGCUUUGUGGCUGAUGAACAACCGCUGCUGGGUGUUGUCUCAGGGUGGGGUGUUCCCAGGAAGCCCAGCAGCUCUGACAGCUAGUGUGGAGGAGAGGAGGAGCCCAACCAGCCAGGAAUGGAGGAGCCUCAGACCAAGCUCUAGGGUCACUUGGGUCAGUGGGCUUUCGUGUCCCCACAUCAUCUAUGUCCUCAUGACAAAGGUGGCGGGAGACAGAGGAGUCUAUGAAGCGAGCUAGCAUACCUCCUUCAUUGGACACAACUCAGCAACUUCCAUGAUUGAGGAAAUGGUCAUGAUGCGCGUCCUCAGCUGUGCUUACAGGAGGCCUCAUAGGGCUGAGUGGCCCCGCCCCCACUCCACAGGCCCACUGGUGGGGUUGAGCCAGACACCGGAGUCAGUACUGCUUCCUACAAGUGUAGAUUCCCCUAGCUGGCUCUCGGGCUGUUUUCUGUGUGUUGACGCUCGCCGUGAGCUUGAACCACGUUGUUGGGAACCGAGUUAAAUUGCUUUGGAUCAAAUUGGAUGGAAAUAAAUUGAUGUGAAAGGCUUACA
Arvicola amphibius (Eurasian water vole) is the source of this 1717-nucleotide messenger RNA. It is a transcript of the gene Ssr1, whose product is annotated as signal sequence receptor subunit 1. The transcript has 9 exons. Bases 89 to 970 code for a protein of 293 amino acids. Lineage: Eukaryota; Metazoa; Chordata; Mammalia; Rodentia; Cricetidae. The record is from RefSeq and is a predicted model, not a curated record. Gene Ontology annotation, cellular component: endoplasmic reticulum; endoplasmic reticulum membrane.